AUGUCGUUGUCAAACGCCACCAAAAAGAUCUCGAUUUCUGGUAGGUCCUGUAUCUCCCCUCAUGAAUCCACUUCUGAGAAGUCAGUGACAUUUGGCACCAACAACACCUGGAUCGCCCGACCUGCUUCCGCAUCCGAAAACCUCUUCGAGAGCAGCACUCUGUUGGGUCUGAGCCAGAGUAGUGCGCUCGCAAAUCCUGUCAGCUUUACAGACUCUACAGACAGUCUAUCAGGAGAUCUCACUGACGUAUGGGAACUAUAUGGAAUCCAUGUUUUGCUUACGAAGACUGGUGCCAACUUCUACGCCAAGACCACUAGCGAGGAUGGUUGGUACAUUUUGGUGUGGAGUCUGUCUGUCAAGGCAUCACUUGACUAUAUUCCAAUUACCUUGAGUACCAACGCACCUGUAGCUAGGUCAUAG
Penicillium odoratum is the source of this 420-nucleotide messenger RNA. RefSeq lists its product as uncharacterized. The transcript has a single exon. The coding region runs from base 1 to 420 and encodes 139 amino acids. NCBI's taxonomy places the organism in Eukaryota, Fungi, Ascomycota, Eurotiomycetes, Eurotiales, Aspergillaceae. The record is from RefSeq and is a predicted model, not a curated record.